GGUGAUGCGCUUCCUUCUACAGAGGUGAAAGGUCGGGGGUGUCACAGUGUCCUCUUCUUCCACACGUGGGUCGUAGUUGCACCAUGUUCUCCUCUCUAUCCCGCUCCUUGCUUACAGCCGCGGCCAGGGUGGUGGUCGUUCGGCCGUUGCCACUACUCAGCGCCCAGGGGGGUCCUGGCAGAGCCCUCACCCGGUCACUAUGGUUGCACGGCGGGGCCAGCAAUACUCUCAGGCCGACCUUUCUGAACCCUCACAGGGGUUUCCCGGCUGUGUCCUGUGGAUGCGGGGGGCUUCACACUGAAGGUGACAAAGCAUUUGCAGAGUUCCUGAAAGAUGAAAUCAAAGAAGAGAAGAAAAUCCAGAAACAUAAGAGCCUCCCCAAAAUGUCUGGUGGAUGGGAAUUAGAAGUGAACGGCACAGAAGCUAAACUGACCCGAAAAGUUUCUGGAGAAAAGAUCACAGUUACGUUCAAUACAAACAACAGCAUUCCACCAACCUUUGAUGAGGAACCACAAGAGGGACAGAAAGGGGGUGAAGAGGAGCCUGAACUUGUUUCCACUCCUAACUUUGUUGUCGAGAUCACAAAACUAGAUAGCAAUCAGACAUUGGUGCUGGACUGUCACUAUCCCGAAGAUGAGGUUGGACAUGGUGAAGAAGAAGAAGAAAGUGACAUCUUCACUAUUCGAGAAGUUAGCUUCCAGCCCUCUGGAGAUACAGACUGGAAAGAGAACAGCUACACACUGAGCACAGAUUCUCUUGACUGGGCUUUGUAUGAUCAUCUGAUGGAUUUCCUGACUGACCGUGGAAUAGACAACACUUUUGCUGAUGAGUUAAUAGAACUCAGCACUGCUUUGGAACAUCAAGAAUAUAUCAGAUUCCUUGAAAAUCUCACUAGCUUUGUAAAGUGUUAGGUGAAGUGUCAUAGGCUUAUCUCCAUCUUUUAUUAUGAAUGCCACAUUGUAUUGCUUCUGUGCCAUCCACAUAAUAGCACUUACUUUUGUGUUUAUGCGGUAAAGGAUGAGGCAGGAGUGGCUUUAAUAUCGAUACCUUUCCAUACAAGUAACAUUUAAGAAUACUAUUUGUUAAUGUUAUUUAAUUUUGUAAAUGGCCUUGGACUCUAUAAUUCUAUAAAUU
Molecule: messenger RNA, 1134 nt
Organism: Hyla sarda
Lineage: Eukaryota; Metazoa; Chordata; Amphibia; Anura; Hylidae
Gene: C1QBP
Product: complement C1q binding protein
Exons: 6
Coding region: 84-911 (275 amino acids)
Biological process (GO): cytosolic ribosome assembly
Cellular component (GO): mitochondrial matrix
Source: RefSeq, a predicted model, not a curated record